CCUGUUGUUUGAUCGGUACCUAAAAAAUCGUCAAUUUCGCUACGCGAAUGCAAGGAUCCAAUCUCAAAUUAUUCAUACUAUGAGUGUCUUUAUGUGAAAUCUUCGACAGGGCAGCUGGAAAUGCCAUCAAGUACAAAGUUUUUUCUCCUUCGCCUCUAAUUUCUGAACGAUCAACAAUCCUCGAAAAGAAGCAACCUAAAUAUUGCUGAUAAAAGGUUGGUGCUUCCAGUUCAACAUCUCCGAAAUGAAUUCAGAGAUCCUAAAAUUAGAGUCUUCAAUCCUAUCAUUUGGAAACCUGGAGACUACUGGAUGACAUCCCGUUGGAAUCUUCUUCUUUAAAAAUUACUUUAAUCCUCUGAUUUUGAUCCUCUAAUCUGAAUUAACCAAAACCAAUCAAGAUGAGUUGAAGGAAUUAAAAACAUGCCCCGACGAUCUUAUGUUCUGGUGCUAAUGAAUAAUUUGGAAGCUAGUGAGCAAUAAUUAAGUAUGGGAAGUGUGAGUAGGUUUUAGGAUCAAAGGAUGGUGGAACUUUGUGGGGGUGCCGUAAUGGCGAGUGCUUUGGAGAGACCGACCUCUUCUCGAAUUUACUAUGCGAUUCUGGCUAUCUUAGACUCGAUUUUUUCAGCGGGGGUGGCCGCCCCGGCAGUGGUCGGUUACUGGCGAGGUACAUGGCACCUGAGUGAUAUUUACAUUUACCACGGAAAUCCAGUCUAUGGCAGCUUGACUUCGAUAGCUAUUGGCUUCACAGGACUCUUUACGUUCAAUUUGUUGCAAAAUUUCUUGGAUGAUUAUCUUCAUCCUGACAAACAUAGACUGUGUUAUUAUUUUGGGUCCAGGUUGUACACCUAUGUGUUUGGGUUCUGUUGUGUUAAUGCGUGGAGAGGAGCUUGGCAAGCCCUUGAUCUUUUUACAGAGAUGUCCUCGAGCACGGUUUUUGCUACGACCUCCGUGAGUCUUCUGGCCCUUGCGAUUAUGAGGGCAAUUAGAAAUAUUGCAGCACCUCCUUUUUCUCUCAGUUUGGAUUCUUGUGCUGGGUACUUUGAAGUGCCUACAAUGUUUAGAGCCAAUAAUUCGAAAGAUUGGUCCUUGUAUAUAUUGGAUUGUGCCUUCAGUGUCGGAAUCGUUGGGACACUUGUGGUUUUUGUAUGGAGAGGGGUUUGGGUCCUCUUCGACAUUUAUCUUUUCCCAGGGGAAAAAGAGCAGUCUUCAAUAGGCUCUCUUAUAAUUGGGUACGCACUAGUGUCGAUUUCAUUUUUGCUGCAACCUGUAAUGCGUUAUACAUGUGCGAAGCUUUUUGGUCUUCCAAAGCUCAUAUUGGCAGAUGCGUUCAUCCUGUUAAGUUUCUUAGCAACUGUGAAUGUAUGGAGAGGAAUUUGGAAUCUUCUGGACCUAUGGUUAAUUCCUGAAAAUCAUGAAAUGUCAUGCUGGAUCACUCAUAUUGGGUGCUUCAUCUUCCUCAUCCUCCUGAACUGCAGUAAUUCAAUUCUUGUGAGGGGUGUCUAUAUCGACGCUGAAGAAGACAAGGGAAAGUGCGUCGUCUUCCCCUGCCAUUACCUUCGACUUUUAUUCAAGAUCGAGCGUGCAAAGAAGGAAGCAAGAAGACAAAAUUUAAUAGUUGUAACAAAAAACUUUUCUAUCCACACAGAGGCAAAUGAAAAAGAAUGUGCAAAUGGAUCUCUGUUAAACAGCGUCGUGACACCGAUGAUUCUUCAAGGAAAUCAGGAUAUUCCUUAGCAGAAGAAAAAAGUUAAGGAGCGAGAUAACAAAUAAAAAGGCGACAGCAAAGGUACCUGCAAGUUACAAAUGCAAAUUUUUCUCGUGGUCUGAUAUAAUCAACGCGUAUUAUUGUUGAUAUAUUUUGUAAACAGUUCACGUGUUGCUGACAAGACUCAUACUAGUCGUGCCGAAAUAACCACUGCUCAAUACACUUACGAUCGGCAGAGUAUUAAUUACAUUUUACAAUCAGAAAUUAAACCAAAAAUACCAGUGACGUCUUCUCUAAUAUUUUCAUUUUUUAUUUUAUUUUUAUUUUUUCAAAUAUAUUAGAGAACGUAUCCCAGAGUGAAGAAAAAAAAAACGUGAGCUUGGUGAUACUUAAUUCAGUGAUUCGAACUAAAGCGCCAGAGUAGUGAAAAAUAAAUUUAAUAGUGGUAAUUUAGAAAAAAGAGGGGGGAAAGGGUUUUAGUUCAAUUUGAAACAAAAUAUUUUAAUUUUUUUAAUUUUCUUAAAUGAUAUCCAAGAUAUGGAUAAAAUUAAGAACGAUAAUUUCAUAUUGUUCGAAAGUAAUUUUUAUAGAAUAAAUAAAAAGUGCUGGAACAACUAGGACGAAUUUUAAAUUAUAUUAAUUUUUAAGAGGGAUUUCAAAUCAAAGAACUAGUAUUCAAGGUUCAUUUAAUUAUUCAUUAAUUUCGUUGAAUAAAUCAUCGAGAAGUGUAGUUUUCAUAGUGAAAUUUGAUAGUAUUUUUAUUUAAAGAUGUGCAUUUUAACAAAUACAGUUUUUAGGUUUCUUGAGGCCAAAAGAAAGUUGCUCAUAGCAAAUUAUAAACUGAAAUUAGGAAUAAAAAGCUGAAAUAAAAAAUUAAUGAAAAAGGUUUAAAAUAACGAGCUGAUAAAUUAUGUAAAAAAUAAUGUUCAGAUACAUUCAAAAGCAUUAGUAUUAUUUUUAUAACCCGAACGAAGUAUUAAUCUUGCCCACCUUUUUUUAUAUGUUGCCAAAGUUUUUGGCGAAGGUUACACAUAUUCCUAUAUUAAAAAACUGAUUUUUUGCUCGAAUUUGCAUUACAGAAAACAUAUUAAUGUGGUCAACAUGCGACUGCUGGAAUAUAAAUUUUGGAGGACUUAAACUAAAAAAAAAUUAAAAUUUAUCAGGUUCUAAUAUUGAAAAUGUCUAAUUCCGAUGUUUUGAAAUUUAAAAUAUGUAAAUUAGUCCUAUUUACUGAGCACUUACUCUAAACUCAAUGCAUUUAGAAUACCUCUAAAAGAAAAAGAAAAACAUAAACUAUUUAAUAAUUCUUGAAAAAAUUAGUUUCUAGUAAUGAAUUAGAAAUUGAAAUUAGAAAAAAUAGAUUGCUCCGUAUUCAAACGAUUCUACAAGUUUAGAUUGGCUACAUUCCAGAUUUAAAUGCUUCAGAAUUGGAAUUUUUUCAGUUGUACUUGCUUAAAUAAGAAUUUCAUCAUGCAAGGCAUUAGAGAACUUCUAUUUGAGCAUUGGACACUUUUAAACUAAAAACGCAAAAAAUUUGAAGUUACUGAAUUUUAUUUUGACUGAAGCGAAGAAAUAAAAAAUUGAAUAAACAAAAUUUCUUAAACAUGUAAAUUAUACGUUUCUAGUAAAAAAAUUCAAACUGACAUAGAAUUCCGAUCUAAACAAUCCAAAUGAAUCAAGGAAGCAAUCUUUUUCAAUUGACGAAAAUUGGAAAUAUUAAAUAUUUCAACUAAUCGCCUUAGCAUUUACAAAGAAAGACGUUCAAAUUAAAGUUCCUAAGUCUAGAAAAAAAUUUAGACGCUAUCUGAUCAGCCAAAUCUGUAUAAUUAAACAAAAAAUGAUCUAAAAUUGUCCCAUCAAGUGGUAUUUCAUAGUUACUUUGUAACAAGAAGUGAAACAAUGUAAUUUUUAAAUAGGAAGAAAAUUUAUUGAGACAACAAAACGAUCACGAUAUUACGACAAACUCCACUUCAAAUCAUUUUAAUUUAAAAAAGCAUGUGGUCAUUAAUUUUCAAAAUAAAAAAAUGUUUUUGAAAUUGUUUUCAAUAUCUAAAUGAUCCCAGUUUAUUUUUUGAAAAUCCUGUUUUCGAAAACAAAAAUUAAUUAAAAUCGCUUGAAUUGGGUCUCCUAAAUAUUUCUACUAGUAUACUGGUAUACGGUUUUAAAUCACUGCGAAUGGCUGUGAACGAGAAUACGAAUGAAAUUUAGUAAAUUCUGACGAACUUAUUGAUAACUGUUCUUAAAUGUAUUUAUUUGCAUGUGAUAAUGUAAAAAUUGUAAAUAUUUCGUGAAUCGAAAUAAAAGGCGUAUCGAAAUUUCCACUGUUUAUAACAAUGCCUCCAGUAAAAUUAGACGUGUGUCUGGGAGUUUUCGCAAAAAAAUGAAUGACACCAAUAAACUGUAAUCCAAUAUUUAUAUUCCUGUAUAUAUAGCUAUAUAAUUAUGUAUAAUUAAUUAAAUAUAUAGGCAAAUAUUAUAAUGUUAUGUCAAUUUCAAAAAUCAGUUUCAAAUAAUGCGCAAGUGACUUCGGUUUACCCAAUUGCAUUAGUACAAAUAAAUCUGAUGAUGUUAACAAUCUA
Belonocnema kinseyi is the source of this 4284-nucleotide messenger RNA. RefSeq lists its product as uncharacterized. The coding region runs from base 520 to 1734 and encodes 404 amino acids. NCBI's taxonomy places the organism in Eukaryota, Metazoa, Arthropoda, Insecta, Hymenoptera, Cynipidae. The transcript has 4 exons. Gene Ontology annotation, biological process: neuromuscular synaptic transmission; neuron-neuron synaptic transmission; clustering of voltage-gated calcium channels. The record is from RefSeq and is a predicted model, not a curated record. Gene Ontology annotation, cellular component: presynaptic membrane.